Physcomitrium patens is the source of this 3119-nucleotide messenger RNA. RefSeq lists its product as uncharacterized. Lineage: Eukaryota; Viridiplantae; Streptophyta; Bryopsida; Funariales; Funariaceae. Gene Ontology annotation, molecular function: protein serine/threonine kinase activity; ATP binding. The record is from RefSeq and is a predicted model, not a curated record. Gene Ontology annotation, biological process: protein phosphorylation.
ACCUUGAACAACGAUCAAGAGGCUCCAAAGCCUGCCACUUCCUUCACACCGUGCUAAAGCGACUUGGUCCGUGCUGCCCCGCUCUGCUACUAGUACUACCCCAUGAGGCGCCAGACUUGCUCAUGACUCCCAAUUCUUAGCCGAAGCAACAGUAGUACUCAGUAUUCCCUGUACAAGCGUUACUCGCAGGAUGAGCCUCGUGAGGAUGUGAAGACGAGAUUUGAUAGUACUGGUCUGCUAAUCUCCAUUUGCUAGGAGUUGUUAUACAUUUUUUCCGAGCUUUAAGUCAAUUAGUGGUUACAGGUAGAUUCGUUCGAUUGCUUGCAAUUGGUUUUAAACUUAACAGUCUCAGCGCUGUAAUUGAUAUAGCGCCUUUGCAGUGUGAUGCGAUUCAAAACUCGAGUUGCUACAGAUUUGGUGAUCUUCUUUGUGGGAGAGUCAGAUUGCAAGAGUCAAAGAUGACUUGCAAGCCACAGUUGCGAGCUUAGGCAAACUGACUUGCUAUUAACACUGCUUUUCAAAGGCCGAGUCUUUUGGCUCACUUCAGAUUCUUUGCAGGUAUUGGCUUAAUGGCAAGAAUUGGCUGUGUGGAGAUCAUGGCUGUAUGGAGAUCAUGCAUCAACAAUUGUAUGCAAAGCAGGUUAUUUAGUUGGUGGAAACCCAAUUUCAACAGUAUUGAGCUGGUAGGCUCAAAUGGUCUACUUAACCUCUGCAAGGAAACAAUAGCCAAAACGCUCACUAGAUCAAGUGAAAAACAUUUCAUGAACAAGCACCAAUGUGUCUUGCUAUUCCAAAGACUUUCAGAGACACAUGAUACUUUGACAAAAGUUCAACAGUCAAUAUCCUUUGAUCUUGAUGAAAAACUGUUUCUUGUGCUUCAAGAGCUUCUCCAAGUUCUCCAGGAUGUUGAGAGGGUCAUCCAAUCCAGCUACGUCAUCACUUCAGAAUGGCUGAGAGCAGCUAUUGAACAAAGUGAUAUGAAAGAGACCUUUUCAAAACUCAUAUAUGAAAUGCAAUGGCAUACAGAUGUCCUUCAAAGCAUCUGUAUGGACUGUAUUAGAAUCUCCACCAUCACAUUUGAACUAGCAUGGUGCUUUGGUCAGUUAAGUGUGAGGGAUGAGUUUGCUUUAUUAGCAGCCAAUAAAGAAGAUGAGAUAGCUCUGAAAAACAGUUUCACAUCUUUGAGGUUACAGAAAUCGAUUGAGAGAGAUUUUAGAAAUCAAUUGCUGAAGAAGAUGGAAGCCCUAGAAGAUCAGCUUGCAUCACCACUUGGUGGUUCACAUCAGCUACUUGAAAAUGAAGAUCAACACAAGGAGCAAUCAACAAUUAUGUGCAAGGAUUCAAAUGAAAUCAACUCGGUUACUUCAUCCUUAAAUUUAUUUUUUUUAAGUCCUCAAGACCUGCUCAAUUGUCUCAGUGGAGAAUUAGUUGGUUUGGGUGCCAGUGGACGUGUGCAAAGGAUAAAUCUUCUGGGAAGCACCUUCACAAUGAAGAUUUUUGAGCAGAAGAAUACAACAUCCUUUGAUCAGGAAAUGGCAGCUAUGCAAAAAUUGGGGCAUCAUCCUCAUGUUGUGCACCUCUUGUGCUAUUCUAAAACAGACGACAAGUGCUUCUUAAUCAUGGAAAAGAUGGACAUGGAUCUUUCUCAAUUUUUGCAGGAGAAGAAAGUAAAAGGCAAUAAACUUUCAGUUGUGGAGGCUAUUGUGCUGAUGCUCAACAUUGCUGAAGGCAUUAGGUACAUUCACAGCAAGCAAAUGGCACAUUGUGAUCUUAAACCAAGGAAUGUCCUUGUGAAUGUUGAAGUUGAUCCCCUAAGCAAACUGUUGAAAGCUUGUGCAGUGAAGAUUACUGAUUUUGGUUUGACCAAAACAAAAAAUGUUGGCAAAACAUAUACAGACCAAACUUGGGACACAGACACCCUAUGGUAUGUGGCUCCAGAGGUUGCAAAAGGAAAGGACAAUAGGAGUAAAAGAGUGAAGUUUAAUCUAAUGAAAGCUGAUGCCUACAGCUUUGGUAUCUUAUGUUCUGAGAUUCUGUCUGGGGAGAAAAUGUCUGAAGACCAACCGGCAAUUGAUUUGAAGAAGAAAGUGAAGGCUAGUGAUAGUCCAGAGUCUAGACCAGAUCUUUCAAAGGUAUCAUUUCCUCCAUUGUUGGAGUCUCUAAUUAGGAGAUGUUGGGCUGAAAAUUCCCGUGUCCGGCCAAAGUUUGACAGGAUCUGUGAAGAACUGAGGUUCAUCAAAGGGCUACUCCUACGAGGUGAUCACAAGAUACUCGAGAGUGAUGACAAUUGGGAAGAACUUGGAUCCAAGAUCAAGGGGGCAAAGACAAAACAGCAUCAAAUAUCAUGCAGACAUUGCAUUAGUGGUAAUUUUGAAGAAGGUGAAAAAUCUUCAAAUGUGGCUGCAUCAAUGAAAGGUGUAAGACAAGGACCAUGGGGACGUCAUGAACCAAAUAAAAAAACAGGUCUCUUUGAUCAUGUGGCUGCUUCUAUUAAAUGGAUUAGGUUGAAAUACCAACAAAAUCCACCAGGAAUUGGAUUAUUAGAGGUGGGAUAUCUUGAACUGGAUGGAGAAGAGUAUGUGGAGAAAUACUCAAGUGAUAUCAUUGGAACCACCUACUGCAAGAUUGAUUUCAAGCCUGAUGAAUACAUAAAACAAGUUACUGGAUCAGUGGCUCGGCAUGAGGUUACAGUAGGAGAUGAUAAAGUUGGUCUCAUUUGUGUGUCAUCCCUUACUAUACAUACAAAUAUCAAAACUUAUGGUCCAUUUGGUGAUGAUACCAUGGGUACUCAAUUCAAAAGUGGUAUUGGAGAAGUGAUUGGAUUUUUCGGAGCAAGCGGUGUUCUUCUUGAUAAAUUAGGAGUUUGGAUAAUUCCUAAUGAUCAAGAAGAUGGUGAUCCAAGUCAUCUUAUAGAACAAUCAUAGAUUACAAGGUGAAGUUCUUAGUUUUAUUUAACAAACAUAAAUUUGAUUUAAGUGCUUAGUUUUGUUUCUUUUAUCACAUCAUAGAUAGUUUAACAAGUUUGUUGUAUUAACUUUCUAAUUAUUUUACUUUUUUUUGUUACUUAUUCUUACAAAAUAUUUUAAUUAAACUAGGAUAAGAUAUGUUCUAAUUUUUUA